GCAUAUCGAGAGCAUGAGUGGGAGUGUGUGCAUCAGGGGACGCAUGUGGAAGUGAAACAGAUCCCUCAGGCCUGCGAGCCGAUCGCACUGCAUUUGUCAGUCCUGCCCGGGCGACAUUUUUUCCCUAAGCUACCGCACACUAAGCAGUGAGAGAGCUUUCCUCGCAGUCUUCUUGAAGCCCCCUGAUUUUUUUACUUAUUGUUGAGAAGCUCACGCAGAGGCUGAGGCCAAGGAGCACGCAGCUGCCGUCUGGACGUCUGUGCCAUCGAUGCUGACGUUGGAAGAGUCGUAGACUGUGAAAAUGAACCCGAAGGAGACCUGGUGAAGUCACCUGGACGGGACAUCUGGAGCUCUGACCUUGCGGGGGAGCCGACCGGAUCCAAGGAGCGCCCCGGGCGACAGUGCAGGUACCCGCCGCGGCAGCUCUGGGGCAGAGUGACUACAUCUGGAAGAAGGAAAAAAUGUAGUUAUCGAAUCCAAUCAACUGUCUGUGUCUCUGAAAUUAUCAACCACAUCGGGUCAAGAAAGGUUCUGGUCGGUGCCACAGACGUAUGGCUGUCCAAGAAGCCACAUAAAGAUGGAGAAAUGGAGGCACAGGGAAAUUAAGUGACUUUGCCACAGUCCCAAGCUGGGGAGGACCAGGAAGAGAACGUAGAGGGACCCUGACUCUGGGCCCGCGUCCUGCCCACGGAGCCACGCUGCCUCCCUUCCUAGAAGAGAAGACGCCCCGCAAGAUGGAGGUGGACGCCGAGGAGAAGCGCCAUCGGACACGGUCCAAAGGGGUUCGAGUUCCCGUGGAACCAGCCAUACAGGAGCCCUUCAGCUGUCCCACGCCGGGCUGUGAUGGCAGCGGUCACGUCAGUGGCAAAUACGCAAGACACAGAAGCGUGUAUGGCUGCCCCUUGGCUAAAAAAAGAAAAACGCAGGAUAAGCAGCCCCAAGAGCCUGCUCCCAAGCGGAAACCAUUCACCGUGAAAGCCGACAGCUCCUCGGUGGACGAGUGUUAUGAGAGCGAGGGCUCAGAGGACGUGGAUGACAAGGAGGAGGACGAGGAGGAGUACUCGGAAGACGAGGACGAGCGCAGGGAGGAGGACGAGGAGGAUGAGGAAGGCGACCGAGAGGAGGAGGAGGAGCUAGAGGAGGAGGAGGACGAUGACGACGAGGAUGGGGAGGACGUGGAGGACGAGGAGGAGGACGACGAGGAGGAGGAGGAGGACGACGAGGAGGAGGACGAGAAUGAAGACCAUCAAAUGAACUGUCACAAUACUCGAAUAAUGCAAGACGCAGAAAAGGAUGAUAACAAUAAUGAUGAGUACGAUAAUUACGAUGAGCUGGUGGCCAAGUCCUUGUUGAACCUCGGCAAGAUUGCCGAGGACGCAGCCUACCGGGCCAGGACUGAGUCGGAGAUGAACAGCAACACGUCCACCAGCCUGGACGACGGCAGCGACAGGAACGAGACGCUGGGCCGGAAGAGCGAGCUGAGCCUGGAUCUGGACAGCGACGUGGUCAGAGAGACGGUGGACUCCCUGAAGCUGCUGGCGCAGGGACACGGUGUGGUGCUCGCAGACAACCUCGGCGACAGGGCGUAUGCAGACUCUCUGUCGCAGCAGGACAGCAGGAACAUGAACUACGUGAUGUUGGGCAAGCCCAUGAACAACGGGCUCGUGGACAAGAUGGUGGAGGAGAGCGACGAGGAGGUGUGUCUGAGCAGCCUGGAGUGCCUGAGGAAUCAGUGCUUCGAUCUGGCCCGGAAACUGAGCGAGACGAACCCGCAGGACCGGAGCCAGCCCCCGAACAUGAACAUCCGCCAGCACGCCCGUCAGGAGGACGACUUCGCGGGGAGGACGCCGGACAGGAGCUACUCCGACAUGAUGAACCUCAUGCGGCUCGAGGAGCAGCUGAGUCCCAGGUCUAGAACUUUCUCCAGCUGUGCAAAGGAGGACGGGUAUCACGAACGAGAUGACGACACCACCUCCGUGAACUCGGACAGGUCUGAGGAGGUGUUUGACAUGACCAAGGGGAACCUGACCCUCCUGGAGAAAGCCAUCGCUCUGGAGACAGAAAGGGCGAAGGCCAUGAGGGAGAAGAUGGCGAUGGAGGCCGGAAGGCGGGACAAUGCGCGGUCCUAUGAAGAGCAGUCGCCAAGACAGCUUCCCGGGGAGGAGAGAAAGCCUAAGUCCAGUGACAGCCAUGUCAAAAAGCCAUACUAUGAUCCCUCGAGAGCAGAAAAGAAAGAGAGCAAGUGUCCCACCCCGGGGUGUGACGGAACUGGCCACGUAACCGGGCUUUACCCACAUCACCGCAGUUUGUCUGGAUGCCCGCACAAAGAUAGGGUCCCUCCGGAAAUUCUUGCCAUGCAUGAGAAUGUUCUCAAGUGUCCUACUCCGGGCUGCACAGGGCGAGGGCAUGUAAAUAGCAACAGAAACUCGCACAGAAGCCUCUCUGGAUGUCCUAUUGCUGCCGCGGAGAAACUGGCAAAGGCCCAGGAGAAGCACCAGAGCUGCGAUGUGUCCAAGUCCAACCAGGCCUCAGACCGCGUGCUAAGGCCAAUGUGCUUUGUCAAGCAGCUCGAGAUCCCUCACUACGGCUACAGAAACAACGUCCCCACGACCACGCCUCGCUCCAACCUGGCCAAAGAGCUAGAGAAAUAUUCCAAGACCUCGUUUGAGUACAACAGUUACGACAGCCAUACUUACGGCAAGCGGGCCAUAGCCCCCAAGGUGCAAACCAGGGAUAUAUCCCCCAAAGGAUAUGAUGACAAGCUGCCCUCGCAGAAGAAAGGGGAAGGAAGGUCACACCGCAGACACGCCAACAGGAAAGCGCUGCGCGUGUCCUCCGCGGAGAGCGGCUCCAGGUACGGACCGCUGCUGCCAGCGCUGGACACGCGGGGAGAGCCGGCCGAGUCGCUUUGGAAAGGACGCGCAAACGUGCGGUGCGGAAACGUCUGUCCGCAGGGUUUGUCACCUUGCUGGCGUGGGGGCAGGACGGUCCCUCGGGCUGCAGAGCAGAGGGCACCACCUGGCGGGGGCCACUCCGUCACCCCCUCUCCUGUACUAGCGCGGCCGGCCAUGCACCCUGAGCACUCAGACCUGAGGGGACUCGUUACGAGUACUUGUGAUGCAUAUGAAUGGAGACAGAACCCCGACAUGGAGGUGGACGAGAACGGGACUCUGGACCUCAGCGUGAACAAGCCACGGCCGCGGGACAGCUGCUGCCCGGUCCUGACGCCCCUGGAGCCCAUGUCCCCCCAGCGGCAGGCGGUGAUGGGCGGCCGGUGUUUCCAGCUGGACGAGGACAACUGCUGGGAGCUGCCCGUGGACUACACCAAGCUGAAGGCCCGCAGGGCGGACGGGGGCGACGCCAGCGAGGCCCCCCCGGAAGACUUGGACCCAUUCCAGGAGGCUCUGGAGGAGAGAAGGUACCCGGGAGAGGUGACCAUCCCCAGCCCCAAGCCCAAGUACCCCCAGUGCAAGGACAGCAAAAAGGACUUAAUAACUCUGUCCGGCUGCCCCCUCGCUGACAAAAGCAUUCGAAGCAUGCUGGCUACCAGCUCACAAGAACUCAAGUGCCCGACCCCCGGCUGCGACGGCUCUGGGCACAUCACCGGCAACUACGCUUCUCAUCGAAGUCUUUCAGGUUGCCCGAGAGCUAAGAAAAGUGGCAUCAGGGUGGCACAGAGCAAGGAAGACAAGGAAGACCAGGAGCCCAUCAGAUGUCCCGUUCCUGGGUGUGACGGCCAGGGCCACAUAACCGGGAAGUACGCCUCCCACCGCAGUGCGUCAGGAUGUCCCUUGGCCGCCAAGAGACAGAAGGACGGAUACCUCAAUGGCUCCCAGUUCUCCUGGAAGUCGGUCAAGACGGAGGGCAUGUCGUGUCCCACGCCAGGAUGUGACGGGUCGGGCCACGUCAGCGGCAGCUUCCUCACACACCGGAGCUUGUCGGGAUGCCCGCGAGCCACGUCAGCCAUGAAGAAGGCGAAGCUGUCAGGAGAGCAGAUGCUGACCAUCCGACAGCGGGCCAGCAACGGCAUAGAAAACGAUGAAGAAAUCAAGCAGUUGGAUGAAGAGAUCAAGGAGCUCAACGAGUCCAACUCCCAGAUGGAAGCCGAUAUGAUCAAACUCAGGACUCAGAUCACCACGAUGGAGAGCAGCCUGAAGACCAUUGAAGAGGAGAACAAAGUAAUCGAGCAGCAGAAUGAGUCUCUCCUGCACGAGCUGGCCAACCUGAGCCAGUCCCUGAUUCACAGCCUAGCCAACAUCCAGCUGCCGCACAUGGAGGAUGGUGUAUGGUGGGGGCAAUAAAUGAGGUUUUUUGCAUUCCAAGGAAAUGGCAUAUGGAUUAACUGUAAGAAAUGAGAUAAGUAAUUUAUUGUAAGACAACAUCAAGCCAUGGAAACUUGGCAGAAGAUUCAAAGCAGCUUAAACAGCACUUUUAAAUUAACUCCUGAGCAUUACAUGGUGUGCCUCUGGGAACUGCAGUUAAGACAGGGGCUUAUGAGAGGUGGACAGCGCGAAGAUUUCCCUUUCCAGUGUCAGUAGACUUUGGAGCAACCUCCCCUUAUCUCCCCGAGAGCUGUGUGCCCCUCUGAAGCGUCUGUCCUUGCAAUGGCGUCUGUCUCACAGAACCUGUGUGCUCUAAUUUCAGUUCAGAGAUAAUUUCAGAGUAUUUAUUUCCCCUCUUUCCACCUUUAGAAAUUAUUACUGUCGUUGUCGCUGUUACUAUGACUUCACAUUCGGGGAAUAAGGCAAAUGAGGCGGGAGUCCUACCGCGGGGCGCUUUCUGCUGGGCGGCGGAGCACAGCUCAGCGGGGACGCCCGACGCCGAGUGCCCGCACACAGGCCUUUCUGUUCCACCUUCCCUUGGAGACCCGGCGACCACAGGGCCUUUGCAGAGCCUUGCUCUUUGAUUUGUCACGACCUAUUCUAAGAACGAAUGCAAUCAGAUUUUAAGAGUAAUUACCUAUACUUCAGCACUUUUUUGCUUUACACUAGAUCAUCCUAGACUUGCUUAUACUUGGAGAUUUGAUUGUUUUCUUCCAACGACUGCACUAUAUGUAUGCAUAAGACCACUUUUGAUUGCUGCGCCCUCCCCUUCCGAGUAGUCCCUAGGACGGCGUGUUGUGUCUUCUGGUGUUGACUUGAGUUACAUGUAACGGCAUCUCUUCCCUCCAUGUCUUGAUGUUAUGCAGGAAGUACAGAAGUACUUUAAAAUUUUGUUAUGAAAAAAAAAAAAAAAGAUGGGUUUUGUAAAAAUAAAAAAAAAAUAUUUUUAGCAGAACAGGACUUACAGGGUCAUUGUCCCCACAACGUGCCAGUCGACUAUUUGCACUUACCUUGUCCUAUAUAUCCGUACGGAGGUGUGCAAUUGCCGGGGUCAGCAGCCUCGCGAGGCCGGCCCUGGAAAGAUGACAGGAGCCCUCACGGCUGACCCGACGAUGUUGCUAAGGGAGAUUACAGGGAUCUCACAGCAAAUACUGAUACAAUACUCAACCUCGGUAUAUAUAUGUGUAUAAAUAUAUGUACACCCCCAGCGGCACUUUAUACUGUCCACUGUACAAACGCUCACAGUUUUCCGCGAGGACGUUACUAACGAGCUGGGAAAGAUGACGGACCUCCCGGGGCCCUGCAGCGCCCGCCCUGGAGAGCGCCCUCUUUCUGUUGUGCGAUUAGUUGUAGCUGCCGUGCUCAGAAUUGCCUUUUCGAGAGCUGAAGCGAGGUGCUUCUCGGUCACCCGAUGCCAUAUACACCGUCGGGGCCCUGGGCUCCCGGGGGGGCCCUGCCGUUCGUGUGGGCGAAUGCGUUUCCCUGCCGCGAUGUGUCCGCAGCUUCUUUGCCAAUAUAGUAAUGCUUUUAGUAGAGUAAUAGCUAGUAUCAGUUCUGGAUUCUUCUCGUUAUCACCUAUGUACAAUGGAAAGGGGUUUUAAGCACAAAUCUGCUGCUCAUCUAACGUUGGUACAUAAUAUCCAAUCAAGAGUUAUCUGUGACUAUUAUAUAGGGAUCACAAAGUGUCACAUAUUAGAAUGCUGACCUUUCAUACAGAAUUAUUGUGAGUCAUCAGAGUUUAUUUAUUAUAACUUAUUGUUCGUAUUCAUUUCUGAGUUAAUUUAAGUAACCAUUUAUGAAGACAGAAUUUUGUAUAAAUAUUUAUUGUGCUCUCUGUGGAACUGAAGUUUGAUUUAUUUUUGUACUACACGGCAUGGGUUUGUUGACACUUUCAUUUUGCUAUAAAUGUGUGGAAUCACAAGUUGCAGUGAUACUUCAUUUUUAAAUUGUGAACUUUGUACAAAUUUUGUCAUGCUGGAUGUUAACACAUCUUACUCUAAAUAAAAACGGUGUUGCCACAUUUGUAGCACGAUGGAUCUCUA
Molecule: messenger RNA, 6364 nt
Organism: Herpailurus yagouaroundi (jaguarundi)
Lineage: Eukaryota; Metazoa; Chordata; Mammalia; Carnivora; Felidae
Gene: MYT1L
Product: myelin transcription factor 1 like
Exons: 27
Coding region: 735-4301 (1188 amino acids)
Biological process (GO): regulation of transcription by RNA polymerase II
Cellular component (GO): nucleus
Molecular function (GO): DNA-binding transcription factor activity, RNA polymerase II-specific; zinc ion binding; RNA polymerase II cis-regulatory region sequence-specific DNA binding
Source: RefSeq, a predicted model, not a curated record